Prosopis cineraria is the source of this 994-nucleotide messenger RNA. RefSeq names its product peptidyl-prolyl cis-trans isomerase CYP95-like. NCBI's taxonomy places the organism in Eukaryota, Viridiplantae, Streptophyta, Magnoliopsida, Fabales, Fabaceae. Gene Ontology annotation, molecular function: peptidyl-prolyl cis-trans isomerase activity. The transcript has 7 exons. Bases 328 to 747 code for a protein of 139 amino acids. Gene Ontology annotation, biological process: protein peptidyl-prolyl isomerization. The record is from RefSeq and is a predicted model, not a curated record.
GAACAGCCAAAGAAGAGAGUGGAGGAGCACUUUCAAUAUAAGAGAGUCUUGGAUCCUACCGUACUGAGUGCUGCAGGUGAGCUGAGGAGUAGUUUGACAAAAAUUACUGCUCUGGGCUCAUUUGUGUAAUAAACAACGAUUUGUGUCGUAAGCAAGAAUUUUGUAUUUAAAACCAGGGUCGUGACUGGUAAAAGAAAGGGAAUGGAAAAGAAGAAGAAUCCCUUCGUUUUUAUGGAAGUUUCUAUAGAUCUUUUUUCCUGUAGGAAAGAUGGUUUUUGAGCUAUUCAAAGAUGACGCCCCUGCCUCCGUAGAAAAUUUCUGUGCGCUAUGCACUGGAGAAAAGGGAACUCGGGAGCAAGGUUGUAUUUGUUUUCCCCUACAUUACAAGGAUUCUACCUUUUAUCACUUUGGGAAAGGCGGCUCCUAUGUGAAGGGGGUGAUUUCUGCCAUUCAUACGCCGUACAUGGACAAAGUAUUUAUGGUGCAAAUCUCCCAAAUGAGAAAUCUGCAGUUAAACUUUCUGGAGGAGGAAUUCUGUGCGUUGACAUUCGUGAUCGUUAUAGCCUUGGUUCUCAUUUCACGAUCAAGUUGAGGGAUGAUCCGAUACUUGACAGGUUUCUCGUGGUUUUUGGAAAGCUUGAUAGUAGACAUGAAGUAUUGGAAAAGAUUGUUGCUACUGCGGAUCCUUAUGCACUAAUUGAAGUAACGAAUUGUAGUGAAUGCAAUGAAUGUCAAAAAGACACAUGAGGGUAGGCCUCAUAUAGCAUCUCUUUAGUUUUCAGAAAGUCGAGUACAUACGUGCUUUUAAUAGAGCCAUAUAGGGUUCUUAUUUUGGGUGAUUUGCCUUGCUUAGAAUAUCUAAGCUGUUUUGCUAAAAGAACAAGUUUGUCAAAAUCACUAGUUGAAUUAUCGAGUUCAUCAAGUUUGCAUUUUUACAUGCAGAAAUCAUGUUAACUCACAAACAUGAUGGUAUAGAUACAGACUCCAUACAUCA